UCAGAGACCAAAAGUUUUGAUAAUGAUAUUAUCAAGAAGAACGUUCCAUCUUUAGUCAUGCCAUAGAGUGACAGAUACUUAUUAUAGGUUAUAGUAUUUUACAGAUUUUAAAAGUUUGCACUAUGUCGAAGCAAGUAUAUGAUAUACCCCCUGAAAGGCAGCAAGUCCUUCGUGAAAAUGCAAGCAGGCGUAUGGAAUUGAGGAACUAUUUCUUGAAAGAAUCAUCGAAUCCUUUCAAGAUAUCUGACAAAAGCCAGGGUCACCUGUUCGAUCCUGCAAUGCAAAGAUAUGGUGCCUUGAAAGUUACCGAAUAUGAAAGGUUCAAGCCCAAUUUGAAAACGUUCAAGUAUCCCUUUUGGAUUUUGAUAGUCCCAUUCACCAUAACCUCUUACAUGAUGUACACUGAUAGGAAAAACAAAGAAGAAAGAUUUCGAAGUGGAUUAGUUUCUUACAAGGAACGCACCUUCAAAUUCAUGUAAAGCUUUUUAUGUUUUUGCUUGAAUGAAUUGUUAGAAAAAAAACUUGUAUUUAGUUCAAAUAAAUAUACUUCUAUCUCGAU
Messenger RNA from Harmonia axyridis, 559 nucleotides. RefSeq lists its product as uncharacterized. Bases 123 to 479 code for a protein of 118 amino acids. The transcript has 2 exons. NCBI's taxonomy places the organism in Eukaryota, Metazoa, Arthropoda, Insecta, Coleoptera, Coccinellidae. Gene Ontology annotation, cellular component: mitochondrion. The record is from RefSeq and is a predicted model, not a curated record.